AUGUCCAAUCCUGAAAGACCAUUCUAUAUUUGGAAGGAACCAAUUACAUUUCUGUCCAGCAUUUAUGGUAAUCAAGAAUUUUUCUUACUUCUUUUCUUCUUGCAUUUUAUUAGUUUUCUUCUCUUCUCCUGUAUCCCUUCUUCUUUAAUUCUCCUUUUCUUUCAUUCUUUUGUUAUUUUUCUUCUUUAUUCAUCUUCUUUCAUUAUUCUUAUCUUUUUUCAUUUUUAUCUUUUUUCAUUCUUUUUAUAUUCUUCUCGUUCUCUCUUCUUCAUUCAUUCUUCUUUUUCACCUCUUUUCAUUCUUCUUCUUCUUCACCUAUUUUCAUUCUUCUACUUAUCUUUUCAUUCAUCUUCUUUCAUUCUUCUUUUUCUUCUUUUUUCAAUCUUUUUCUUUCAUUCUUCUAUUUGUUUUUUCAUUCUGCUUCUAUUUUCAUUCUUUUUUCAGUCUUCUUUUAUUUCUCUUUUCAAUUUUUCUUUCAUUUUCUGUUUCCUUUUUCAUUCUUCUUUUUGUUAUCUUUUUAUUAUUCUUCUUUCAUUUUUCUUUUUCUCUUUUCAUUUUCUUCUUUCAUUCUGCUUCUCUUUUCAUUCUUCUCUUUCUUAUCUUUUCAUUAUUCUUCUUUCAUUUUUCUUUUUCUUCUCUCUUAAUACUUUUUCAUUCAUUCUUCUAUUUCUUCUUUCAUUCUGCUUCUCUUUUCAUUCUUCUUCUUAUCUUUCAUUCAUCUUCUUUUAUUCUUCUUUUUCUUCUCUUCUCAUUCUUUUUCUUUCAUUCUUUUAUUUCCUUUUCAUUCUUCUUCUUUCAUUCUCUUUUCAUUCUUCUGCUUCUUCUUUCAUUCUGUUUCUCUUUUCAUUCUUUUUUUUAUUAUUCUUCUUUCAUUCUUCUUUUUCUUCAUUUUCAUUCUUUUUCUUUCAUUCUCCUAGUUCUUCUUUCAUUCUCCUUCUCUUUUCAUUCUUUUUAUCUUUUCAUUACUCUUCUUUCAUUCUUUUUCUUUUUUCAUUCUUUUUCUUUCAAUUUUUCUAUUUCUUCUUUUCUUUUCAUUCUUCUUCUCAUCUUUUGAUUCUUCUUCUUUCCUUUUUCUAUUUCUUCUUUCAUUCUCCUUCUCUUCUCAUUCUUCUUAUUUUUUCAUUAAUCUUCUUUCAUUCUUCUUUUUCUUCUCUUUUCAUUCUUCUUCUUUUUUCAUUCUUCUAA
Acanthosepion pharaonis is the source of this 1185-nucleotide messenger RNA. Lineage: Eukaryota; Metazoa; Mollusca; Cephalopoda; Sepiida; Sepiidae. The record is from the annotation of a GenBank genome assembly.